AUGUCCGAAGAAGCGCCGGUACCCAUGGUCGGGCGGGUUCUGUGCAUGGGCAUAUCGCUCUUGUCGGCUACGACCCUCGCUUCGUUUCUGAAGAUGCUUGAUCAUCAAGUCGUGGACUCGGCUCCCGAUUCUGGUGUGGUGUAUGCGAUCCCUCAUGGUAACGACGUUUGCUCGCGUCUGACUUGGCGCUUGGCCGCAGUGGUCUUUGCAAUUUACAUCGAUUCAUACCUAUUCGUCUUUGCCACGGCUAUCCUGCAACAGUCCGUCGGCGUCAACUCGAGCCUUUCGACGUGCGAAGGGGCCAUUUUGCUCUGUCUGGCGUGCUACGUCAGCACGAAAUUCAUCUACCUCUUUCUGGUUGAAAAGGCGCACUUCGUGAGAGGCACUUCCAAGAAGAGAAUGCGCUCCAAGCUGUACAUGUUCAACUGUUUCGGCAUGCUCGGACUGUACAUCAUAGUCGGCAUCCUCAACGUCGUCUUUCGCAUAGCCAAGUUGGAAAACGGCGUGUGCGUGAUCGGCAUGAAGAGCGUUGCCAUGAUUCCGCUCCUCUCCUUCGACACGGUGGCCAAUAUUUACCUGACUAUUCUCUUCCUCGUCCCGCUCCGCAACCUUUAUUCGUACCGUAACUUGCCCCGGACGCCGGCGACCAUGAGGCUACGCGUCGCCGCGAGUCGGACUCUCUGCGGCGCAGUUGCCACGCUGCUCAGCAGUAUAGUCAACAUUGCCGUUCUCAUGGCGCUCAAGGGAGAGGCAGGCUGGAUCUGCCUGCUGUGCUGCAACUGCGACAUCUUGUUCUCCGCCGCGGUCAUCCAGUGGAUCACGUCCAAGGACAACGCCGGCACCUCGAGCGUGGCCUCGACGGACGGCGAGACCCACGGGCCGGUGAAGCGCAAGGCGGCGCGGGGGCUCCCAUGCCGUGCCUUGCAAUCCGUCUCUUCGGCCCCCGACAAGGAGUCCCUGUCCGCGACGGACCUGUGUUCGACCAGGAGCGCGGCGAAUUCGGACGGCCCCCUCGGCUCGGGCGGCAUCCUUGUGACGACGACCAUCAAGACGGAGGAGAUGGAACCGCGCGGCUCGAACAAGCCCCGUGAUGCCAGGGACGGGACGACGACACAGGUGCACGACGCGUAUGCCGCCGAGGAGGGCCGCGUCGUCUUCGACCGCAACGUCGACGACGGCUACGGCUCAAGAGCCCCGGGCGGCUGCGGCGCGUACGAGACAGUCAUUGUCUCGGGGUCCGGCCGCGGUGCGCAAUGA
Messenger RNA from Metarhizium album ARSEF 1941, 1257 nucleotides. RefSeq lists its product as uncharacterized. The transcript has 8 exons. Lineage: Eukaryota; Fungi; Ascomycota; Sordariomycetes; Hypocreales; Clavicipitaceae. The record is from RefSeq and is a predicted model, not a curated record. The coding region runs from base 1 to 1257 and encodes 418 amino acids.